AAGGUGUCAACUUUUAGGCCUUUGGAACUUUUUUCGUACUUUUGAGUUGACUUUAAAUUAUAUUAUAAUUAUUAUAAAUAGCUUUAACAUAAAUUUUAUUCAUAUCACUGUGUAGCUAAGUACGUAUAAGUCGCCCGUUAGAAACAUUAUUGAUAGUUUCAUUCAGCAAAACGUUUACAUAAUACUUUCGGCAUAGAAAUGAGGAUUUUUCUUUUAAAAACUGUGUCGGAUACGAUCGGAAGGCGAUUUUUAUCAACUAAAAAUGUAAGGAAAGUUACCCAUUGCAUCUUUGAUAUGGACGGCUUGUUAUUAGAUACUGAGUUGGUGUAUAAAAAGAUGAUAACGCAGUUAUGUGCUAAAUACGGACAUGAAUACACUGAUGAACUCAUGAUGAAGGUGCUGGGGGGGACUGAACAGCGUCUAUCGGAAAUUCUAUGCAAAGAGCUGAAACUGCCAGUAACUCCAAAAGAGUUUAGGGACGAAUUACUUGUGAUGGGAGACACUAUGCUGGCAAACGCACCAUUAUUAGAUGGAGCUGAAAGGCUAAUCCGACACUUACACGAAACUAAAGUACCUUUUGCAUUAGCAACAUCGUCAAGUGAUAGAUCAGUGAAAACAAAAAUAGCAAGCUACAAGGAACUAUUCAGUUAUUUCAAUCAUAUGGUCAUGGGGAGUACGGAUAAGGAAGUCAAGUUUGGGAAGCCGAACCCUGAUAUAUUUUUAGUGGCUGCAUCACGGUUCCCUGAUAAACCUGAACCUAGCAAGUGUUUAGUCUUCGAAGAUUCACCGCACGGCGUAACAGCAGGGAUUUCAGCUGGCAUGCAAGUAGUAAUGGUACCAGACCCACAUUUAGACAAAAGACUGACAACCCACGCGACAAUAGUGUUGCCAACGCUAGCAAAAUUCCAACCAGAAAUAUUUGGGUUGCCAGCGUUCAAGUCGUAACUAGUAAGACGUACUUGUAUAAUAUUGUAGUAUUAGCUGUGAAGUAUUUAGUAUAGAGCUGUUUAUUGUCUUCCAGGUUUUGUAUUCAAAUGUAUUUUUUUUUAUAAAUGUUGUGAAUAAUUUUGAAAAGUUUUGACAUACUGUACUGUAAACAUUUAACAUACUGUAAACGCAUACAAAUUUACAGUAUAUAAAAUGUGUAACACAAGAUAGAAUUCAAUUUAUAAGUUAAGUUAAAAUAUCUAAUUGUGAUUCAGUUUUUUAAGCUGUGUUCAAUUACUUACUAACAUAUCUAAAAUGACCAGUUAGAAAGCCAAUGUCUUGUAAGUUAUACUUGUAUACGUAGUAUAUUAUUAUUAGUCUGUGGUUAUACAUUAUAAGUGAAACUUAAUUGCAGAAAUUUUGCUGCAGUUUUUAUUACCUAUACUAGAAUCUGCCGUAUAUCAGUAAAUUAAUAAAAGGUUGACCAUUAUGUAAACGGGUAGAUUAUUAAAAUAGUCAUUGAUGGUUAGAAAUACAUAAUAAUAUGUAACAGUUUGAGUUGAUUUAGAAUGAAUAUGUAUUGAUUUGUAUUUAAUCCAUUUAUGUCCCGAAUAAAUCAAAAAUUGUGUUUUUACUUGUGGAAUAUGAUCUCAUCACUUAUUAUUGUAAACUAAUACAUAGUCUUAUUUCAUAUGAAGAUUGAAAUAUCCAACUAUGAAAAUCUAAGAUAUUUAUUAAAACCAUACACAAUAUUGUUAUCUAUGUAAAUGUAUUAAAUCAAAAUCAAUAAUAUUUAAAAGUAUAUCACAACUGUGGUAUAAUAUGGGUAGUGCUUAAAAUACCUAAAAAUAUUUAUCCUUAUGUGCCAACACAUAGCUAAAUGUUAGCCCAUAUAUGACCAUAAUGUAAUAUUAUAAUUAAAAAAGUGUAUAAAAGUUAUUAGUGCUUUGAGAAUAAUUAAUAUAUUGAAAUGUGGCGAAUUAGCCACAUUUUAGUUCAGUUUCUUUUUUGUCUUAAAAGUUGAAUCAUGCCCUUUUUAACGUCUAAAUUGUGUGAGCGUUAGCGUGCCGUUUUUGAAGAUAUGUUGUGUUGGUAACCUAUCUACACCUUUUUACUUAUAAUAUCAUUGCCAUAAUGUAGGUAAUUUUACCUUAUACAUGGUGUUUUUAAGCAUGUUAUGACUCCAACAUAUUUUUUUUACUUUAAGCAUCUUUUUUUAAUAAUAAUUUGCUGCCAUAUAAAAAUGUUUAAGAACAACAUAAUGUUCUUUAAUCUAAAGCAUAUCAGUCAUAAUGUAUAUUUUAGCUUUAAUAAAAUUUUUGAUGUGCAUAUAGCGAUUUUUUUUAAUCAAUAUUUUUGAUGUGACAGAUAUAAUUGUAAAAUAAUAAUUUCGUAGCAAAUAUUAACAAUUUUAUCAAAGCAUGGACUUAUUAUCAGAUUUACUAAAUCAUUGCACAUUACAUUUUCUGUAUGUUUUAAAAUAACAAAUGUGUUUUAUUAUAUUUUGCCAUACAAUAUCCAGGGUAGAUAAAGAUACAUAUUUGUAUCUUUCUUUAGACUUUAAGCUAUUCAAGUAUGUGCUAGUUCUACUGUGUUUU
Messenger RNA from Colias croceus (clouded yellow), 2525 nucleotides. Its product is annotated as probable pseudouridine-5'-phosphatase. The coding region runs from base 199 to 945 and encodes 248 amino acids. Gene Ontology annotation, molecular function: phosphatase activity. The record is from RefSeq and is a predicted model, not a curated record. The transcript is spliced from 4 exons. Lineage: Eukaryota; Metazoa; Arthropoda; Insecta; Lepidoptera; Pieridae.